AUGAAGCUAUCUACAGGCCACAAAUGGACUCUUCUGUGUGCUUUGGCCCCAGUCAGUUUGGCAUCCACUCUCCACCUCCCGGUACCUGCGGCCACUGCGACUGAGAGCGUGUCGUUGUCCACAGUCACGUCGUCCUAUGCCAGCACCGUGACGAACGUUGUUCCAGUUACCUACUCAAAUGUCAUCACGACGACUACUUGUACUGCUAGUGCAAGCUCUCUUGGCUCUGGUAACCAGUGCUCGGACUAUGUGUGGUCCUCAGGUGGCACAUACUAUCAAGAACGAUGUGACUCGACCGUUACUGGAAACCCUCUAGCUACCAGAGCCGUUAUGAACGUUUACUCACGCCAGGCCAAUAUCAAUAGCUGCUGGGUCUACUGUCAUAUCUUCAGUGGACUGUGCAAUAAUGUCGCUUACAACCCUGCAUCAAGCUCCUGUGCCUACCUCUGGAACACAAACGCGCAGUUUGUUUCGGCUUCAGGCUAUCAAGCCAUCGCGUCCUUUACCACCAACCCUUGCACAAUCACCACCACCGACGUUGAAACAAGUUAUAUGACACAAUAUUCCACCACUGAAGUUAUGACCACCUAUACGGUGACUGUCUCAGUCUCAUCAACCCCGACCUCAACGCCGUCUGUCGCCACCCCAAGUGCCUCCAUCCAUUCCUCUUCCAUUCCUUUAUCUGUUACGGCGAGUUUGAGCUCAACCCCAAGCAUCAUCACGCCCUCCAGUUCUCAUGUUGUGGUAAGCCCCAGCUCCGUGAUGCACAGUCCAUCAAGCGUCUCACCCCAGUCCCGUGCAUCGUCAUCCGCGGGCAUUGUGUCCGUUCCUCAGACACGGUCGCAAACUCAUGUGCGAUCUGCCGUACCAAGCUCGAGCAUAAGCCCACUACACUCGCAAGCUAUCCCAAGCUCUGUAGCUGGCUCGGCUAUCCGCUCUUCGACUCCAUAUCGCUCUUCGUUGGCUUCAGUUGCUAAGAACACACCGACAUCAACACCUCUUCUGCCAUCUUCUCGGGUCCAUACCGGCCAUCCUUACCCUAGCAGCGGCCCUCACUUCGGCAAUGGUCCUCAUUCUGGCAACGGUCCUCAUUCUGGCAGCGGUCCUCAUUCUGGCAAUGGUCCUCAUUCUGGCAACGGUCCUCAUUCUGGCAGCGGUCCUCAUUCUGGCAAUGGUCCUCAUUCUGGCAACGGUCCUCAUUCUGGCAGCGGUCCUCAUUCUGGCAAUGGUAACGGUGCUCAGGCUGGUAACGGUUCUCACUCUGGGAGCGGCCAUCCUUCUAGCAAUGGCCAUCCUUCUGGCAAUAAUAACGGCAACGGCUCUCAGCCUGGCAAGGGCUCUAAUAGUGGCAAUGGUGGUACCGAACACAGCGGCGGCUCCCCGACUCAAGAGAAAUCCACCACCUCUACGAUUCUCUCCACCAGAACUGCGACUAUCACAGCUUGUCCCUCUACUGUGACGAACUGCCCGGUCUCGGCCAAGACUACAUUUGUCACCACAGAGACCCUGGUUGUCUCGACGACCGUUUGCCCUGUUACUGAAGAAUCGCAUGCGACAACCACUGCUGCCCCUGAAGGCAAUAGUGGUGCAGCACAGAGCAGCCAGUCUUCGCAAGAAGAGCUGACUACUUCUACCAUUCUUUCAACCAGAACCGCAACUAUCACAGCUUGCCCCUCCAGCAUAACCGACUGCCCUGCUUCCAAGAAAAGCACUUAUGUCACAACGGAGACUAUCGUGGUUUCUACCACUGUUUGCCCUGUAGCAGAGCUUGCAGCCGCUACCUCGAUAGAUAAUUCAAACUACCCUGGUGCUAGUUCAACUUCUACCACCAUUGAUGUUGAAACCAGCAAUACAGUCGAAUAUUACACCUCCUCGUCAGCUUUCAGCACACGGAUUUCCACUGUCACUGCUUGUCCAUCGGCAAUGGCUUCUUGUGAGGCAUCCGCACAGACUGUUUAUGUCACUACUGAGACCUUCCUUGUCUCUCCUACCAGCGUGCCCAAUGGUGUUGAGGCCGUAGGAAAGUUGCCGACAAACACUGCAUCGACUACCUUGAUUGCAUCUAGCUCUCAGGACGUUGGCGCAGUUGAGAUCAACACAGCUGGCUCCAUUUCCAACCAUGGAUCACUCAUAGUUGAAUCUAAUUCUAGCAUUGAGACUGCGGGUAUUACUACUGAGAUAUCAGAUUCAUCUUCUAUUUCUCAAAGUGUCCCCGUCAAUUCGUUUAGCAGUUCAUCUUCGCCAGUUCGCCCCGGAAGCACCAAACCUGCUGCUCACUAUUCUGGCUUGCACACUUCAGUCGCACCAUUGAAGACCUCCUCGAGCUUCAUUCCCAGCGCAAGCAUGACCACCGAUGCUGCAGGCGCACUGUUUACCGGCGCGGCUGAUAUGAACCGGUGGUCGAUUACUCACUUUAUAGGAGUUGCUGUGCUAAUGAUGGCGGCUGUCCUUCUGUGA
Molecule: messenger RNA, 2457 nt
Organism: Penicillium macrosclerotiorum
Lineage: Eukaryota; Fungi; Ascomycota; Eurotiomycetes; Eurotiales; Aspergillaceae
Exons: 1
Coding region: 1-2457 (818 amino acids)
Source: RefSeq, a predicted model, not a curated record